AUGUCUUCACCGCGACAGAGCCCUCCCUCCGCCGAAAACAAAUCAGAUCCGCCAACGCUCCUAUCCCCCGGCAACGAUGAACCGUACAACUCGGAGGAGGACUCUGACUUUGACAUCAACGCGCCCGCAGAGUCUGAAGAUGAUGCUGGGGCCGCGUCCGAGGCGGGUUCAUCUAAUGAGGCGGACUACCGGCCACGGAAACGGAGGAGACUAACGCCAACGCCAGGAAAGGAGGCUAAUACUGAUGAAUAUAUCGUUGAUGAUACGCUGGACUCUGGUGAUGAGGCUACAAUUCGCAAUGCGAAGCAGAAAAGAAAGCAAAAACAGAGGGCAGGAAAAAGGGGAGGCAAGGAUGGGAGCGAGGAUGAAGCGGAUAACUAUGAGCUGGACGAAGAUGAUGGAGAGAGUGGUGGAGGUUUCGUGAGGACAAGGGCCAUGAAGAUGAAGAUGCAAGACGAACGGAAACCGCUUGCGAAGACUGACGGUGCUACGGUCGAUGUCGAUGUGUUAUGGGCCCAAAUGAACGCCCCCAAAAGUGCAGCGAAACCCCCAGCUUCAGAGUACGCUAAAAAAGAUACCUCCCUGUCUGGAGGCGCAGUUAGGCCGGGCAAUGGCCGUCACUCCAACUCUAAACCAUCAACGAGUUCGGUGGUUACGGGAGAAGAAACAAUCACCAUCAAGCGAACGUAUAAGUUUGCCGGAGAGGUCAUCACCGAGGAGAAAACGGUGCCGAAGAAUUCUGCAGAAGCAAAGCUCUUCCUAGCUUCUUAUGAUGACGGAGUGGUCGCAGAAGACAAGCCCCAAGCCGACGAAGUAACUGAGGACAGCCGCCAUCCUCUUCGAAGGCCGUUGCAGCGCUGGUCCCGCUUCGACCCAAACUCCCCUGGGGCCUACAAGAGAAGCUGGACAAUGCCUCCACAACUUCUUGAUCAUAAGAAAGACACGGCGAACACCAAUGCCGCCGCCCCGCCUGUCUCGGGGCCGAAACUGAAUACUGUAAUGAAGUCCAAGCUUGACUGGGCUGCAUAUGUGGACGAAGCAGGAAUACAGAAUGAGCUAGAUGCUCACAGCCGAGCGAAAGAAGGAUAUAUGGGUCGCAUGGACUUCUUAAAUCGCGUCGAGGCAAAGAGGGAGGAAGAGAGGAAGAAUGCGAGGCUUCAAACUAAAUAG
Messenger RNA from Ophidiomyces ophidiicola, 1170 nucleotides. RefSeq names its product swr complex subunit (gene SWC5). Lineage: Eukaryota; Fungi; Ascomycota; Eurotiomycetes; Onygenales; Onygenaceae. Bases 1 to 1170 code for a protein of 389 amino acids. The transcript is spliced from 2 exons. The record is from RefSeq and is a predicted model, not a curated record.